This is a messenger RNA of Schistosoma turkestanicum, 1014 nucleotides long. Lineage: Eukaryota; Metazoa; Platyhelminthes; Trematoda; Strigeidida; Schistosomatidae. The record is from the annotation of a GenBank genome assembly.
AUGGAAGAGUUAAAUUCUGGAGAUUUUGCUUGGGACGGUAAACCUCAACAUGAAUGUGUGCAUGCUAUUCAAACAGCAGUUCCAAUUCGCACCCAGAAACUUCGUAAUAAGCAUGCUGUUGACAGUCAUUGGAAACUAGCGGCUAUCGGCAUUAGUGAGGAUCCUUCAUUUCCGUAUUUCACUGUACGGUAUAUUGAUACCUCUAUCUGGGAUCUAUGUCCAGUCCACAUACAGUAUACAGUUGGUACUGAAAUGUCAAGCAGUACAUCAUCAGUCGGUGUCCCUCUUCACACUCUUGGGCCCAUUGAAGGACAAGAUGGACUUAGUCUCACUAGACAAGAAAUAAAUCGACUUAUUUUGGAGUAUUUAGUUGUUGAAGGUUACAAAGAUGUUGCGGAAAAAUUCAGCCGUGAGACAGGAAUAGUGGAGCCUUUAAAUGAAUUGCAAGUUGCAGGUGCAAGUUUGAAUGAUCGUAUGUGGAUUCGUGAAGCAGUUUUGUUACGAAAAAUUGAGGAUGUGAUUGAUACAGUCAAUCGAUUAUGGCCUGAACUGUUUGACAAAAAUCCUUUCAUCUACUUUCAACUUCGUCAGCUGCAAAUGCUAGAACUUAUUCGAAACAAACGUUUAGAAGAGGCUCUUAUAUUUGCCCAAUCGUAUUUAGCAGAUCCGGUAGCCAAACGUUUAUCAGAGCAUCCUCAGUUAUUAAAUGAAAUGCAAAAUACCAUGGCACUAUUAGCUUUUGACAAUCCUGCUGAAAGUAUUUACGGCAAGCUGCUCAGUCCCCAACAUGCUGAAGUGGUUGCAGGAGCACUAAAUCGAGCUAUACUCCGACAUAUCGAAUCAUCAGGCGAUGAAAUUGAUACUUCUGAAGAGAAAGGCUCUGUGACUGCAAACUCUGUGGGUUAUUCCGGUGUAUCAUCCACUGUACCACGGUUGACAAAAAUGAUGGCAAUGUUGCUACACUUCCGCGACUUGGCACAGCUUGAACUUCCACCCGAACUAGCCUCGUUAUAG